Bactrocera neohumeralis is the source of this 1175-nucleotide messenger RNA. It is a transcript of the gene Wdr82, whose product is annotated as WD repeat-containing protein 82. Gene Ontology annotation, cellular component: Set1C/COMPASS complex. The transcript has a single exon. The record is from RefSeq and is a predicted model, not a curated record. The coding region runs from base 103 to 1056 and encodes 317 amino acids. Lineage: Eukaryota; Metazoa; Arthropoda; Insecta; Diptera; Tephritidae. Gene Ontology annotation, molecular function: chromatin binding; protein binding.
GGCUAUCGAUAGUCUUGGUUAUUGGACGAAUCAGUUUUAAUUGGCAUUUCAUCAUUUACUACUAGUUGUUUACGUUUUAAAAUAAUAUAGAAGUACGCCAAAAUGAAAAUGAAACUUAUUGAUUCCGUUGUGAAAAGUUUCAAGGUGGCAAAAGUUUUCCGUGAAAAUACCGACAAAAUUAACGCAAUAGAUUUUUCGCCGAAUGGAGAGCAUUUGAUUUCAUGCAGCGAGGAUGAUCAAAUUGUAAUAUACGAUUGUGAGAAAGGAAUACAAUCUCGAACAGUUAACUCCAAAAAAUAUGGCGUGGAUCUUAUAAGGUUUACACACGCUAACAAUACUGCAAUACAUAGUUCAACGAAGGUCGAUGACAACAUUCGUUAUCUUAGCCUCCAUGACAAUAAGUAUUUGCGUUACUUCCCUGGACAUACUAAGAAAGUAAUUUCACUCUGUAUUUCGCCGGUGGAAGAUACCUUUCUUUCCGGAUCAUUGGAUAAAACAUUGAGAUUAUGGGAUUUGCGCUCACCUAACUGUCAAGGUUUGAUGAAUUUACCUGGUCGCCCCGUUGCAGCAUACGAUCCAGAGGGAUUAAUAUUUGCUGCUGGUGUAAAUUCUGAAAGCAUCAAAUUGUAUGACUUGCGUUCUUUCGAUAAAGGCCCUUUCGUAACUUUUAAGUUAUAUCAAGAGAAAGAGUGUGACUGGACUGGUUUGAAAUUCUCAAGAGAUGGCAAGAUAAUUCUUAUCAGUACAAAUGGAUCCAUUAUACGUUUAGUAGAUGCCUUUCAUGGCACGCCAUUGCAAACCUUUACUGGUUAUCCCAACAACAAGGGUAUUCCCAUAGAAGCGAGUUUCAGCCCGGAUUCUCAAUUUAUUUUCUCCGGAAGUACAGAUGGACGAGUUCAUAUAUGGAAUGCUGAUACGGGCUGCAAAGUGUGUGUUUUAAACGGGGACCACCCUGGACCAGUACAGUGUGUACAAUUUAACCCCAAAUACAUGAUGCUUGCAUCGGCAUGUACGAAUAUGGCUUUUUGGCUACCAACUGCCGAAGAUGACCAAUAAAAUAUAACCAAAAUAAAUAAAUGGUCUUAUAUACUACUAUUACUUGAAUUUAAGCUCUUAGUUUUAUUUACUACGUAUGACUGAAUGAAUAACAAUAAACGUUGAUUUAUAACAAGUUA